GCCAACCAAUAAUAUCCUUUCUCUUCUGUGUAAACAAAAGUGAACAGUGACUUAGAACAAUUUCCACAUUAGCGUUUUUAUUGUUGUUAUUUAGACGUUUAUUAACACCCUGUAACUUAAAAUAUGACUAAUUUAACUGCACAACUUCACAUACUUACCCCCAGGUAGUGUUUAAUUCACGUUGGAGACAGGACUUGGUUGAUAGAUGUUAUCUAGGUAACGCUAGCUAGCGAACAAUGGCUAACGUUAAAUUUAUGUUUUUUCACACUCAAAUAGCCUCUAUCAUGGAGGUGCUAGCGAAUGCAGCCGUGGAAGAUAUCUGCAAACUCGUAGACGACGAUUAUGCAGUGUUUCGUUUGGAAAUAACCCAAAGCCAGAAAGAAAACCGGGUAUUGCGGAGGAAACUACAGCUUCAGGAACAGAAGGUAUCACGGGAGCGCUUCCUCUCCAGUCGUCCCAGAAAUGUCAAGAUCCUUGACAGAUACAGAGAAAUGGCUAGAGGUGAAGGACAUCUCACUGGAGGCCACAGGAGCUUUGUGAAGCCAGCGGGACACAAUACAUGGAGAGAUGACCAACCGAUCACUGUUGAUGAGGGGAGUGGAACCUCAACCCAGCACGUUAUCAUGAUAGAGGAGGAGGAGGGUCCAGAGGGGGUGCUGGUGAAGGAGGAGGGGUGUGAGGAGGGUCUGGGGAACCCUAAGGGGACCAUGGUCAUGGAGGACAACCAGACUACACCUCCUCCUGAACUCACAGAAGAACCAGCUGAGCAGCACAGGACGACACACAGUCUCACUGAGUCAAUAGACAUGGAGGAUGGGAAGCCUGAUCUGCUGUUAGUCAAAGAGGAGACAAUAGAAGAUGGACCAGAGGACAUUGAUCUUCUGAGUGGACUAAAUAUGGGGGAGCAAGGUGAUUGGAGGGAGGCUAAAAGAGGAGACUGUGCGGCCAUCUUCGAUUCCCAGAACCAGACUGGUGCAGGCAAGGGCCGAGGGGAUGACAUCACUGAGCAGGCCAGGACCAGAGGCGAGUCUGCGGUCCAUGAGGACCUGCUGAUGCCCAGUGUUGCUGACGGGAGAGACUGGACCUCUGAAGCACCUGGUCACAAACCCUGGCCCCGGAUCAGAACCCUGGAUCAGGAGCCGUUGCUCUUCCUUCCCAAGUCAGGACCAGGACCGAACCACGAAGGACCGAGACUCCACCACCACCACACCGAACACAACCAGUGGACAGGUGGACUGAACAACCUCAGUCCUGGUGGUCAUCAGAGAGACAGAGGCUCCAGUCAGGAAUCCAGUCUGCAGCCCAGACCCUUCUCUUCACAGUCUCAGUGCAGGGAUGGAGCAGGACCUGGGGCUGAUAGACCCUCCUGUUCCUACGAUACAAACACCACAGUAUCCAUGAUGAACAGAGCAGGUCACCCUGGGCUUCAGCCUUCACAGAGAGUGGUGGGAGACCCCCCUGGUGGUAGUCUAUCAGCAAGUCUGUCUUCUCCUUCAGGAUCUUGUCUAAUGCCUGUUGAAUGGGUUCAUAGGAAGCCUGGGUCCAGCCUUCCUCAGCUACCUCAUGGUUACCCCAUGAAUACAGACAGGGUCAGGAUGGGACGGAUUAGGACGGACGCCGACAAGCCGUAUGCCUGCCCCACGUGUGGGAAGCGCUUCGCUGAGGCGAGCUAUGUGAAGAAGCACCAGACCGUUCACACCAAGGAGAGGCCCUUCAAGUGCAAACUAUGUUACAAGAGCUUCUCCUUCCUGAGUAACCUUAUCAGACAUAGGAGUGUCCACAAUGGGGAGAAAUUGUAGCAGUGUGGCUUGAGAUGUACACAGGGAAUAUGAGAACCAUUCUUUAUCUGACAUAUUAUAGUUAUCAUGUGAAGUGUCUUUGGGUAAGAGGGUAAUUAACCACAUACCCCUCAUUAACCCUUUGUUAACUUGUCAUUUGAAAUAGGCUUGAGUAAAUCUGUUUUUAGAGAGACAGUAAACCUUAGCUAUAAUAAGGAUAGUUGAAUAUUAACCUUACUGAGGUGAUGUAGAUGGAAUAAAGUAAUUAUUUUCUCUUCUAUUCAUGCUAACUCACUGUUCUUUCUAAAAGAGUCUGCACUCAGCUCGAAAGAUAGCAAUAAUAGGAGAUUUUGUGUAAUGUACACUGAACAAAAAUAUGAAUGCAACAUGUUAAGUGUUGAUCCCAUUUUUCAUGAGCUAAAAAACAUGUUCCAUAUGCACAAAAAGCUUAUUUCUCUAACAUGUUGUCCACACAUUUGUUUACAUCCCUGUAAGUGAGCAUUUCUACUUUGCCAAGAACAUCCAAUCCACCUGUCCAGUGGGGCAUAUCAAGAAGCUGAUUAUCAUUAUUUUCUAUUCUGCUCUAUUCUUGCAAACACACUGUUCUUUAGAGCUUGGGCCAGUAACCGAAAGUUUGUUGGAUCGAAUCCCCGAACUGACAAGGUAAAAAAAAAUCUGUCCUUCUGCCCCUGAGCAAGGUAGUUAACCCACUGUUCCCUGAGCACGAAAGACGUGGAUUUCGAUUAAGACAGCCCCCAGCACCUUUCGGAUUCAGACACAUUUCAGUUAAAGGCAUUAAGUUGUACAACUGAGUCGGUAUCCCCCUUUCCCUUUGUAAAAAAAGUUUGUCACAAAACUUGGCGAGGCUUUCAAAUUAUGUAAACGCCGCGCACAUAUACAUUCAAUAAUGACAAACCGUCCCUUUGCAAGUCAGACUGUUUAAUAAACUUAAUUUGAAUUUA
Oncorhynchus nerka (sockeye salmon) is the source of this 2740-nucleotide messenger RNA. RefSeq names its product zinc finger protein 263-like. The record is from RefSeq and is a predicted model, not a curated record. Lineage: Eukaryota; Metazoa; Chordata; Actinopteri; Salmoniformes; Salmonidae. The coding region runs from base 237 to 1799 and encodes 520 amino acids. The transcript is spliced from 6 exons. Gene Ontology annotation, biological process: regulation of transcription by RNA polymerase II. Gene Ontology annotation, molecular function: RNA polymerase II cis-regulatory region sequence-specific DNA binding; DNA-binding transcription factor activity.